AUGUCAGCUGCCAAUGUACCGGCGCACCUCUGCUGCACCUCGCCAGUACGACCACCUGGCGCCGUCGGCUUUUCGACAACCACGUUCUCCUCGGCUUGCCGGAAUUGCUCGCUGACGGAACUCAACCGGACCGAGUGGCUCCCAGUUGGCGCAGAGUGGCUCCCAUCUGGCGGGCGCUGCAACCGAGGCAAGCUGACUCGUAACACUGUGGUGCACGGCGCCAGCAUAACGAGGUACAGGCACCUGCUACUACCGGAGGGCUGGCCAGAUCCGUGCCACGUGGAAACCUCCAGGAGCACGCCGGCACCACUCUCCAGCCAGGCCAAUCCGUCCUUUGCCCCCGGCCGGUCUGCGCCGAACGCGUCCAUCGCAAGGCGGCUGGGCCUUUCGGUCUUGGGAGCUAGCGGGCAGUGGCUGGUCGCUCCCACCAAGCGGUUCAUGGUCUGCACCAUGGAGAAGAACGGGAUGAGCGAGUGGAUCCGUCUGAUGCGCGCAACCACCGGUAGAGUGGAUCGCCGAUGCACGGACACCGCUUGCGCCUUCAAUGGCCUCCUCGACGACAUCCACGAGUGUCAGCUGCCGAGCGUGCGCGCCUUCGCGGCCGAGCAGCUGACGGCGAUGCUGUACUGCCGCUCGAUCAUCAAGGCAGUCGUCGUGCGCGACCCGCUCGAGCGACUGCUGAGCGGCUACCUCGACAAGUGCGCCUUUUCCCAUAGGGCUGAAGGAAGAGAGGAGGCGAUGCCACUCAUCUCGCACUGCCAGGGCUUCUACGCCAAAGAGCUGAAGGAGAGCGCGAGUGCCAACAGUACGCUCACGACCAGGAAUCGGGCCCCACGCGAGAUCAUGCGCGUCCCGAGGUUUGCCGAUUUUGUGGCUCGGCUGCACCGCACCCAGAAGCAGUCGCCCGGGUGGGACACUCACUUUAAGCCGCAGCACAUGCACUGCGGGCUGGCGAGCAGGCGAGCAGACGUGCCGUCGCUGCUGCCGUCGGUGCACUACCACCUGCGCAUGAGUGGCUCGCAUUUCCAUGCCAGCGCCGAUGCGCUCUUCCGACAUGUUGGACUGAACACGGCGCUUCGCAGAGAAUUCCUCCCCGAGCGCUCCAACUCGGCGCAUCGAACGGCCGCCAGCGAGCAGAUGGCACGGUACUAUACGCCAAGCAUCGCGCAGCAGGCCCUCGAGAUCUACGCGGCCGACUACGAUGCGUUCGGACUGGUCAAGCCGCGCCCCGAAACCUUUGCGUCGAGUAGGUGA
Molecule: messenger RNA, 1254 nt
Organism: Emiliania huxleyi CCMP1516
Lineage: Eukaryota; Haptophyta; Isochrysidales; Noelaerhabdaceae
Exons: 1
Coding region: 1-1254 (417 amino acids)
Biological process (GO): carbohydrate biosynthetic process
Cellular component (GO): membrane
Molecular function (GO): sulfotransferase activity
Source: RefSeq, a predicted model, not a curated record